AAUUAACGCAUUAAAACUUUUGGGAAUUUUGUGCGGGUCCUGUUUGUGGACAUUUUGUAUCGGAGAAGAUUAUGGAUUCCAGUUAUUAUUCACGUCCAUUAACGAUGAACUCGAGGACGCCGAGAUUAAAUUCGAAAGAAAACUUCCAGUUUGGUUAAAGGGAACUUUGGUGAGAAAUGGUUUCGGAAGAUUUGAAAUGGGUGAACGCCAUUUCAUGCACUCAUUUGAUGCCUUUGCGAAACUCAGUAGUUGGAGAUUCAACGGAAAUAAAACGGCGUAUUUUUCUACUAAGUUUAUCCAAAGCAGUUUUUAUAAUGAAUCCAUGGCAACAAAUGACAUAGCGCCAUAUUUAUUGUUUGAAGGAGUUGUGCCCCCUUUCGGUUCCUACGACAAGCUGAAGGCACUGGUUCGCGGCAUUGACAAUAUGAACGUUAACGUUUAUAAAUUCUUCAAUGAAAAGGAAAAUAUUUCUGAGUACGUUGCUUUAAAUGAUUUUUGGAAAAUCUAUCAGAUUUCUCCGCGAGAUCUGUCGACAAAAGCUGCCAUUGUUCCUCAAGUUGGUGAAUAUUCGUUAGGUGGUCAGCUGGGAUUUUUGGAUUUAUUGUCGUCUGCCCAUCCAUUACCGGAGCCAGGAACAAACAACCAUAUAACGUUUCUGUCAAGUGUGAGUCUUCUCCCAUUUUGGUCCAGCAACGCCAUUAAUUUGAUUCGAAUCAAAUCUGCUCACGAUAGGGAGGUGAUUGCACGCUGGGAUGUCGAGCGUGUUCCUUACAUGCAUUCCUUUUCAGUAACCGAAAACUACGCCAUCUUAUUCGCCAGCCCCUUUUACGUUAAUGUAGUACGGAUGCUUCAAAAAGCCGAACCUUUCGAGUGCUUGGAUUGGUACCCGGAUCAUAAAACUACGGUCUAUAUCGUGAAUUUGAAAACAGGAGAACUAAAAACCAUGACAACGGUGAAUGUGUUUACAAUGCAUCACGUGAACGCUUACGAAAGAAAAGGGAAAAUUAUCGUCGACAUAUCGGCCUAUCCAAGUCCCGAAUUCGUCAAAAGCCUUCAAAUGAAGGUUCUAUUCGAUCCCGCUAAAAGGAAUGCAUUCGAUGCGCAUGCUUUACUGAAGAGAUUUCGGAUAAAUUUGGAAAAAAACAAAAUAAAUUACGUGGAUAGGGACCCGAAAACGAAAAUUCCUUACACGGUAAAUCUCGAUAUGCCGACAAUAAACGAAAAUUACCGAGCACGGCGAUAUUGUUUCGUAUACGGAAUAGUGUUAAAAAAGGAUAACAUUAACUUAAGUCACAUCUCCAUUGUGAAAAGAGACAUGUGUCGAAAGGGUAGAGAUAAAGCCUUGUUCAUGAAAUACCAUUAUCCUUCUGAAGCAUGGUUUGUUCCAAACCCGAGACAAAAGUCGGAAGACGACGGCGUUCUGCUGCUUCCAAUCUUGGACGGUGUCCGACAAAAAUCCUACCUAGCUAUUAUUAAUCCGAAAACAAUGAAAAUUAUCAAUCGGUCCUAUUUACCCAUUGUAGUCCCAUUUUCGCUCCAUGGACGAUUUUUUGAUGAAAUUGUUUGAAAUGUACACUGACAUACCUUGUGCCUGCCUGUAAGGGCCAUGGUCUCCAUCUGUCAUAAUGAUUUCAGCGCUGAUGUCACGCAUGAAGCUAUUUGAAUUAGGACAAUUUGGCGGGAUAUCGGAUAUUUAAAGUAUUCGUUUUACAAUGUUUUAUUUAUUUGUGUUAGUAAAUGCUUAAUAGUGCUAUA
This is a messenger RNA of Patella vulgata (common limpet), 1755 nucleotides long. Its product is annotated as beta,beta-carotene 15,15'-dioxygenase-like. Gene Ontology annotation, biological process: retinal metabolic process; carotene catabolic process. Lineage: Eukaryota; Metazoa; Mollusca; Gastropoda; Patellidae. The record is from RefSeq and is a predicted model, not a curated record. Gene Ontology annotation, molecular function: carotenoid dioxygenase activity; beta-carotene 15,15'-dioxygenase activity. The transcript is spliced from 2 exons. Bases 197 to 1567 code for a protein of 456 amino acids.